CAACUACUCACACCACCAAGACGCACAAGAAGGAUCAUCAACACGCUGUCUGUGGACAUCUGAUUGCUUCAUUAAUGAUUAAAAAGUUGCAGGUCUUAAACAAGAGAGAAGGGGGCUCAUCUCAACAACUGGACAUCUUACUGAAUGACUGCGGGAAGACUUGACUUAUAUUCACUGAGUACACAACUCUCAGUAACUCAAGAAAAGAAGAAAUCUGAUUUUCAGUUUUUUUGUUUAGACGUUGAGAGCGAGCUAACGUGUCUUCAGUGGUCAUGGCGUCAACAGGUCUUCAGCUGCUGGGCUUGGUGUUUGCAGUGCUGGGUUGGGUGUGUGGGGCCUUGGUGUGUGCAGCCCCUCUCUGGCGUGUGUCCGCCUUUGUAGGUGGAGAGCUGGUGAUUGCCCAGGUGUUGUGGGAGGGACUGUGGAUGAACUGCUUGUCUCAGACCACAGGCCACAUCCAGUGCAAGACCUAUGACUCCACCCUGGCCCUGCCCACAUCUGCCCAAGCCGCACGGGGCCUCAUUGUUCUCUCCCUGCUCCUCUGCCUUCUUGCCCUCAUACUUGGGGUGACAGGGGCCAAGUGUACUCACUGCAUGGGUGACGGCAACCAGGCCUCCAAGUCUCGUCUGGCCAGGAUAUCAGGCAUGCUCUUCGUUGUGGCUGGCCUGGCCUACUUGAUACCCAUCUGUUGGACUGCCUAUACAAUCAUCAGGGACUUCUAUGACCCGAACGUUGCAGCGCCUUUAAAGAGAGAGCUGGGACCAGCGCUGUACCUGGGCUGGGGGGCCUGUGUGAUGCUUGUGUUGGGGGGUGCUCUGCUGCAUGUCGGCUCCUCUCCACCAGGAGGAAGAACCCCGACUGUUUUCAGCGGAGCAGCAAAGGACAAGUCAAACACUGUGGCAGCAGGAGAGGUGAAGCAGCAGGAAAAAUCUUUUGUAUGAGAUAAUUUUUUGGACAGCUGAGGCACACACAAGCACAGAGGUCACAACCUCAUCAAACACACAAUCUGUUAUCAGUUUCAUGAAGUUAUAAUGUGGAUCUCAUUACACUUUGGUUUUACAUGUAUUAAUACAUUUACAUGAUAAAGCAAUGGGUUUUUCAUAGAAUUUACAUUAUUUAAUUAUUUAAUAUCUUUCUGUUAGAGUGGGAGUUGACAUGAAUUGUGGGAGGAUUUGAGAUGUUUCGUGGUUUACUAAUGAGUGACUCACAUUUCUCAAAUUCCACUGUGUGUGUGGGUGAUCUGUGUACAGAAGGCCAGUGUACAUAACAUAUCUGCGUAUGCUGGUGUUGUCACUGAAAAUAUGUGUGGGCCGUCACAGCGAUGCUUGUUUACUUACUUUUUAUGAAGUUUUCUAUAGUAUUUCUAGAGGAUCUGGGGUUUCAAAGCAAAUUCACUCAUUUCAUUUCAUGUAAUUCUUGUUUACAUUUAUCUUUUACUGUGGUUCUGCAAUAUGCAUUUUUACUGUACUCUUUUUAAUGAUCUCAGCACCCCUAUUGUCUAUGUUUUAGAGCUUGUUUUAUUGGCUUAAAUAAGAAAAAUACUUUUGUGUAAUAUAAUUUCCAGUAGUAGUAGUUUUGAUCAAUUAGUUUAACAAAAAAUGAUUUGUUGCUGAUCUGAACAAAAAUGUUUAAAUGUUGUAAUGACCUUGUGUCCUCUGACUUUGUGUCUGUAGUUCACUAAAUCUCACCAUUAUAUAAAAGUAGUGUUUGGGCCUUCGCUGAGUUAGGAUAGUAUAGAAAAAAGGUUGGCUAUGGUCAAGGUUAGGAAUACAUAGUCUACAUCUAAUCAAAUCAAAUCACAUUUUAUUUACAGUGCAAAAUCACCAUCCAGCAUACAUUUUCCAAGAAAUACACAGGAUCAAAUAUAAAAGAGUAAAAAACGUAAUGCACAAGGAUGUUACACGUCUUCUAAUGUUUCAUCAAGCUUUUGCCACCUCACAGUUUCCUCAGUAACAAUGUACAGUUUACAUUAUUCAGUACAUAAUAUGACAUUCAAUUUUCCACCUUUACUUUUGUAUUGACUGUUUUUUGUAUUAAGUGUAACCUGUUACGGACAAUAAAAAUAUACAUGUUGGGA
Molecule: messenger RNA, 2077 nt
Organism: Micropterus dolomieu (smallmouth bass)
Lineage: Eukaryota; Metazoa; Chordata; Actinopteri; Centrarchiformes; Centrarchidae
Product: claudin-9-like
Exons: 2
Coding region: 273-941 (222 amino acids)
Biological process (GO): bicellular tight junction assembly; cell adhesion
Cellular component (GO): plasma membrane; bicellular tight junction
Molecular function (GO): structural molecule activity
Source: RefSeq, a predicted model, not a curated record